Molecule: messenger RNA, 1831 nt
Organism: Hermetia illucens (black soldier fly)
Lineage: Eukaryota; Metazoa; Arthropoda; Insecta; Diptera; Stratiomyidae
Product: esterase FE4-like
Exons: 9
Coding region: 45-1784 (579 amino acids)
Molecular function (GO): hydrolase activity
Source: RefSeq, a predicted model, not a curated record
ACACUAGCGGUCAGUAAGUAUUUACACUCAGGGGUAGCAAGACCAUGGGAAGCUUACUUUACCCGCCGGCUAGGAAAAUGGUUAAAUUAGUAAAUAUUUUUCUGUUAGUGACAAUUUUGUGUAACAGUGCAAUUGUGUCUAGUGACUUAGUUGAUCAAAACCCGAAAGUCACACUACCUCAUGGCGGUGUACUUGUUGGAAGUUAUAUGAAGUCUGCCAAUGGGAGUCCUUUCAAGGUCUUCCGAGGAGUACCUUAUGCGCAGCCACCUGUUGGGGAGUUGAGAUUCAAGUCGCCUGUACCAGCUAAACCAUGGACUGGUGAAAAAGCUGCCGAUAAGGACCCAAAUAUGUGCCCACUUCAAAACUCUUACGAGAGAAACUUCGAAACGGUCGGCGAUGAAGACUGCCUUUAUCUUAACAUUUAUGUGGCGGAGGUGAAGACAAACCAGAAACCUCUUUCUGUUAUGGUUUGGUUCCACGGUGGUGGCUGGAUGACAGGAAACGGAAAUUCAGCUUUAUAUGGACCCCAACGAUUAUUAGAUCAUGAUAUCAUUUUGGUAACUGGAAACUACCGUCUUGGGGCGUUGGGAUUCCUUAGCACUGGAACCGAAGACUGUCCUGGAAAUUUCGGAAUGAAAGACCAGACGAUGAUGCUAAGAUGGGUGAAAAAAAAUAUCGAAGCGUUUGGUGGAAAUCCAAACGAUGUAACUAUUUUUGGAGAAAGUGCUGGUGGGGGAAGUGUUGGAUAUCAUAUAUUUUCGCCACUGUCCAAAGGACUUUUCCACAAGGCUAUUCUACAAUCUGGCACGAAUUUUAAUGAGUGGGCUUUCGGCGAAAAAGAGGUUGUACUUGAACGCACCAAGAAAGUUGGCGAGUUACUUGGUUGUCCAGCAACUGAUGGAAAUUGGAAGGUGUUCAUUGAGUGUCUGCGAACUAAGUCAGCGAAGGACAUAGCAUCUAUUGUUAAGCAGCACUUUAAAUAUGAUAUCGACCCGGCCGUCGUAUAUCCAAUUGUGGCUGAGCCUGAUAUAGAAGGGGCGUUUAUAACGAAAUCCCCUGCUGAUAUUGACAUUGCUCCAAGUGCCGAAGUCCCUAUUAUCAUCGGUAUAACAAGUGAAGAAGGAGCUAUGAAAUCCCCAAGUUUGAUCAACCUCAUGUACGAUGACUUCAUUUCGCAUUUCGACGAAGCUCUUCCAGUCCUCUUAUUCUAUGAUCAUAAACCUAAAGAUGUCCAAAAGGAACUAACAAAACGGAUCGAUGAAUUCUAUUUCAAGGGAAAGCGAAACUGGUCGAAAGCAGAUCAUCACAACUUGACUAAUCUCUUUACAGAUAAUUGGUUCAUUUGGGGCCAGGAUAAAUUUUUGCGGCAUAGAUUUGCGGCAGCUAAGAAAGGUAAAGUUGGUGCUACAUACGCAUACCUAUUCGAUCAUCGAGGGCCAAAAUCAAUGACAGAGGAUUUCCAUGGGUUGGAGGAAUAUUAUGGAGUUUGUCACACGGACGAGCUGCUUUACUUGUUCUUUUAUAAAGUACUUGACAUAGACGGCGGAGCUAAUGACAGAAAAAUGAAGUGGGCGAUGCCCCUUAUGUGGACAAGUUUUGCUAAAACUGGAAAUCCCACUCCUGAUGAUUCGGAAAUAACGGAAUGGGUGCCUGCCGACAGAUUCCCUUUGAAAUAUGCUCACAUUGGAAGGAAAACCAAAGAAGAUUGGACUAUUCUUACAAAUGAAGAAGGUCUAUAUGAAGACCGGGUACAGUUUUGGAGAAGUCUUGAAAAAUAUUAUUAACAGUAUAUGAUCUAUGACUUGAAAUAAAUUAUAUCUUUUAAAGUUUA